UCCUUAUCCGUGCGUCGCGCCGGAAGUGCGUCACACCGCCUGAGCGGGGCGCGGGAAGAAGAUGAGCAAAGGGCGCGAAGGCCCCGCGGCGGGCGGCGGGGCCACCGCCGUCCUGCUGCGCUACCUGCGGGAGCAGAACCGGCCGUACAGCGCCCAGGACGUCUUCGGGAACCUGCAGCGGGAGCACGGGCUGGGCAAGGCGGCCGUGGUGAAGGCGCUGGAGCAGCUGGCGCAGCAGGGCCGCAUCCGCGAGAAGGCCUACGGCAAGCAGAAGGUGUACUUCGCCGACCAGGAGCAACUCCCGGCCGCCGGCGAUGCGGAGCUCCGCGUGCUGGAUGCGGACAUCGCCGCGCGGUCCGCCGAGGUGCAGGCGCUGCUGCAGGGCUGCCGGCAGCUGGAGGCAGAGUCGAAGGACCUGAGCAGCUCUAUGACCACCGCGGACAUGGCCCGUGAGAUUGAGGAGCUGAGGAAGGACUGCGCCAGUUACACAGAGAAACUGGAGAGGAUCAAGUCUGCUACCAACCAAGUAACGCCAGAAGAAAAAGAGAAGGUCUGCAGCGAGCAGAAACUGUACUGCAAGGAGUGGCGGAGGAGGAAGCGAAUGGCGACUGAGCUGCUCGACGCCAUCCUGGAGGGUUACCCCAAAAGCAAGAAGCAGUUCUUUGAGGAGGUCGGAAUAGAAACCGAUGAGGACCACAACGUCACGCUCCCAGCAGCUGUGUGAGGUGCAGAUGGAUGGCCUUACUUUACAGAGUGCACGUUGCAGCGGAACUGAUGCUGAAACUCAGUUGUUGGGUUUUAGAUUUGUUUUCUUCAGUAAUUUUUUUCAGGGCUUGUGCUUGUCCUGCAUCUUUUAUAUAUUUUUGUUUAAAAAUGCUUUGCCCUUGGAAGGGUGGUUAGAGCAACUGACUCAGCAGUGGACCCUCUCCCUUUCUCAUGUACCAAGGGAAUGUUAUUUUUUUUUUUUUACCUUUCAGUGCUAUAGGCUGUUUUGGUUGGGUGUCUUCACCAGGCAGUGGCUGGGAGGGUUUAAGAGCACUGGGUUAGAGGUGUGGUGUUCUGGUAAGAAGAGGAAGCAGGUGCCUCAGAGGUGAAGAAGUAGUUACCAUUAUGGCCAGUAUUUCUGUAAUUUAUACGUAGAGGGGACUGCUUCCCACAGUGUGCACUGAGUUGUAUGCAAGACUGUGAUUCAUUAAACACCCUGCUUCUGUUUCAGAU
Molecule: messenger RNA, 1218 nt
Organism: Phasianus colchicus (ring-necked pheasant)
Lineage: Eukaryota; Metazoa; Chordata; Aves; Galliformes; Phasianidae
Gene: PSMC3IP
Product: PSMC3 interacting protein
Biological process (GO): meiotic strand invasion involved in reciprocal meiotic recombination; homologous chromosome pairing at meiosis; meiotic joint molecule formation
Cellular component (GO): DNA recombinase auxiliary factor complex; condensed nuclear chromosome
Molecular function (GO): recombinase activator activity; double-stranded DNA binding
Source: RefSeq, a predicted model, not a curated record